This is a messenger RNA of Saccostrea echinata, 2257 nucleotides long. RefSeq names its product integrase/recombinase xerD homolog. Bases 75 to 1514 code for a protein of 479 amino acids. Gene Ontology annotation, molecular function: DNA binding. Gene Ontology annotation, biological process: DNA recombination; DNA integration. The record is from RefSeq and is a predicted model, not a curated record. Lineage: Eukaryota; Metazoa; Mollusca; Bivalvia; Ostreida; Ostreidae. The transcript has 3 exons.
UGCUUUUAGACCUUUGGAAUUUUAAUUGUUCAGUUUAGCAUUUGUAUCUAUUACUGGACUCUGAAAACUUAAAGAUGCCGAGAGGCAACCCAGCUGUAAAACGUAAAGCAACAAUGGCUGCCACAACAAGACCGAAAAAGAAAACAUCAGUAAGAAGUACUGCAUUGGAGGCUCAGGGAAGGGAUGCAGACCCACCGAUGACCGUAAGUGCUUUGUCCUCGGCAAUCAAUUAUGAGGAACUUGCAAAAUAUAUAGUGAGGGAACAAGACAAAGUGAGAGCAUCCCAGUCUACAGACAGGACUGUCACCCAAGCCACAACGAACAUCACCACACCGAAUAAUGGCAGUGAUCAAGCUACCACUCAAAAUACAGAGGGAUCUCAAACUUCAACCAAUGCAGUCAAGGAAAUUGAUUCCUCAAGUGUGGCUCAGUCCAACGUAGCAUCUGCUUCCAAUGAUCAACCGUCCACCUCUACCAAGUCAACAGCUGACAAUUCGGACAAUGUCAAUACAAUUUUAGAUGCUAUUUUUAUGCGAGGCGGCCCGGCAGUUGGCACCACAUCUGGUGGAAGAUCAGACACCCAUACCAGACUGCCUCCUGCACAUUUGACCAGUGAGGCACAAUCUCUACUCUCUGCAUCAUUAUCACCUUCAACACAAUCAGCAUAUAGAAGAUCAUGGCAGCUUCUUCAAUCAUUUCAAGCCAAUACAACAUUACCGUUACAGGUGACAGAUGUUUGCAACUUCAUUGCUCAUCUCCAUGGCUCUCAUUUUAGUGCAAGUACUAUCUCUUCUCAUAUAUCUGCGCUAAGCUAUGUUCACAAGCUACUUGGUUUACCUGAUCCUACACAAAUGUUUAUUGUCAAAAAAAUAUUAAGGGGUUGUCACAAAUUGUCUCACACUGCAGAUUCACGCCUUCCAAUUACUAUAGGUAUUCUAGGCCAAAUUAUUAAUGCUCUGCCAAAUACUGUCCCUGUUUUUGACCAUCAUAUCAUGUUAAAAGCCCUUUUCUUACUCUGUUUCCAUGCUUUCCUUAGGAUGGGAGAAGUCACUGUAAAGCAGGGUAUUGCCCAUAACAAGGUCAUUCAGGUGCAAGAUGUAACUUUUCAAUACAAAGGUCAAAAUCCCUGCAGUGUUCAAUUAGUUUUACGUCAUUUUAAAACUCAAAAAAUGAAUGAGCCCAUCAUAAUUUGCUUAGAGAGUUCUCCCAAUUCUGAAAUAUGCCCCGUCAAUGCAUUAUGUGUAUAUCAGUCUCAAUUUUCACAUAUCUCAGGCCCACUCUUUCAGUUUAAAGAUGGCACACCACUCUCAUAUAAUUAUGUUUCCAAGCAACUUGCAGCCUCAGUAAAAUUUACUGGUCUGAAUCCAGCAUUAUAUAAAGGUCAUAGUUUCCGAAUUGGAGCCGCAACUUAUGCUGCUCAAAAAGGGUACUCUGAGAAUUAUAUACAGCAACUGGGUCGUUGGAACUCUAAUGCCUUGAAGCGUUAUAUUCGAAUCCCUGCCUUCUCUGUUUAAUAUCCUUGUCUGUAGAUACAACCCAAUCUAAUACUUGAUGAUAGGUCAGUGUUUAACUGCUAUCUAACUAAUAGGUCUGAUACAUGUAUGUAAUAAUGGAAUGCACAACUUACUUAUACAGGUCAGUGUAUAACUGCUGUACAAAAGGUGUCACAUAGCACUAUGCAUGAUUAGCCUACCCCUGUUUAUUUAAUUGUUUGUUUCUACAUGCAGGUCAGUGUUUAACUGCUGCUUUCAUCAUUAGGAUUGUCAUUAUUUUUAUGUAUACCAUAAGGAGAAUGCUACAGGUCAGUGUUUAACUGCUGUAGCCAUUAUUAUCUGUGGUAUAUUCAAUGUUAAUGUAAAGUAAAUGCUACAGGUCAGUGUUUAACUGCUGUAGCCAUUAUUAUCUGUGGUAUAUUCAAUGUUAAUGUAAAGUAAAUGCUACAGGUCAGUGUUUAACUGCUGUAGCCAUUAUUAUCUGUGGGAUAUUCAAUGUUAAUGUAAAGUAAAUGCUACAGGUCAGUGUUUAACUGCUGUAGCCAUUAUUAUCUGUGGUAUAUUCAAUGUUAAUGUAAAGUAAAUGCUACGGGUCAGUGUGUAACUGCUGUAGCCACAUUAUCAGUGUAAUAUGGAUCAUGGUCAAUUUAAACUUUGGUUCCUUCAGGUCAGUGUUUAACUGUUUAAGAAACCUCAGUAAAAUUAAAAAGGUCUCCCAUUAAUGUGCUGGCUCACCAAUACAUUUUGUAGUUUUUCAUGAAAAG